This is a messenger RNA of Humulus lupulus (European hop), 1377 nucleotides long. RefSeq lists its product as uncharacterized. The record is from RefSeq and is a predicted model, not a curated record. Bases 1 to 1377 code for a protein of 458 amino acids. NCBI's taxonomy places the organism in Eukaryota, Viridiplantae, Streptophyta, Magnoliopsida, Rosales, Cannabaceae. The transcript has 3 exons. Gene Ontology annotation, molecular function: RNA-DNA hybrid ribonuclease activity; nucleic acid binding.
AUGACAGCAAUAUUCCAUGAUAUGAUACAUGAAAAUAUUGAGGUAUAUGUUGAUGACAUCGUCGUCAAAUCACAGAGCAAGUUCGACCAUAUUCAUGACCUUGAGAAAGCAUUCCAAAGAUGUAGAAGGUACAAGCUCAAGAUGAAUCCCCUCAAAUGUGCCUUUGGCGUAAAUGCAGGGAAAUUUUUGGGAUUUGUCGUACAUAAGAAUGGUAUAAGCAUUGACGAAGACAAGACCAAAGCUAUAUUAGCCAUAAGGGUACCACAAUCAUCCAAAGAAUUGAAAAGUUUUCUUGGAAAAGUUAUGAUAGCACCACUACCAGAAGUUCCACUGCUAUUAUAUUUGGUUGUUACCGAAACAUCUAUUGGGACGCUAUUAGCACAGGAGGUUGAUGGGAAAGAGAACCCCGUGUAUUACCUCAGUAGGCAAAUGAAAGGGGUCGAGAUAAAUUAUCUGUAUGUUGAAAAACAGUGUCUGGCCUUGGUGUACACAACUCAAAGAUUGCGACAUUACUUGGUAGCACAUAAAGUAAUGAUAAUGACUAAAGCAUACCCCAUAAAAUCCAUGCUCAAUAAACCCAUACCUUCUUGUAGAAUAACUCGCUGGAUACUAAUGCUCAACGAGUUUGAUAUCAGCGUCAUGUAUCCAAGAGCACAAAAAAUUCAAGCCUUGUCUGAUUUGCUAACAUAUUCAUCCAAUAAUGACAAGGAUUGGACCCCAAAAGAAAUCCCAGGAGGUUUACCUGAAGCUAUGGUUUGUGAUGACGAAAUACAAAAGAAAUGGAUAAUAACAUUUGAUGGGUCGUCAACCUCCAAUGGGGGAGGUGCAGGAAUAGUAUUGACCAACCCAGAAGGUAAGAAUCAUACUCAGGCAAAUAAGUUGUCUUUUGAUUGUACUAAUAAUGAGGCUGAAUAUGAGGCACUUAUUUUGGGAAUGACAGCUGCACUAAACAUGGAAGUAAAAAAAGUUGUAAUUAAGGGAGACUCUAAGCUCGUUAUCCAGCAAGUCAAAGGAGAAUUUUCUGUGAAAGAACCAUCACUGGCAAUAUAUCGAGUAAUGGUCCAAGAAUUAGCAAAUAAUUUUCAGGAAUGUCAGUUUGAACACAUGCCUCGAACACAAAAUAGGUAUGUUGAUGCUUUAGCUACCAUGGCUUCUAAGGUUGAGGUAUCUGAAACUCAAAAUUUGGGAUCAACAGGAUUUGCACCAUUCUAUUUGGUAUAUGGGUCAGAAGUAGUACUACCUGCAGAGAUAGAUGUACCUUCCGCCAAGUUGGCCAUGGCAGCAGGAAUGGAUGUGCAUCAAGCAAGACUAGAAGAAUUGGAAUUGGUGGAUGAACGAAGGGAAAAAGCCAAAGAUAACCUGCUACAAUAUCAAUGA